UUUUCUUUUUUUGUUUUAAAAAAAAGUUCCGACACUUGGGUUGCCACGAAAGGCUUCAAAUGCUUCAACAUGACGAGCGGUGGAGAGUCCCAAUCUCCGUCUGAAUGCGGAUUUGGUAGCGAAGGAUUUGACCCGUCCAAGUCUUCUACGUUCGAGCCGUAUGCCGACGUCGAUUUCAACAUUUCAUAUAGUGAUGGUGGUUUUAUGGUUGGCAAUGUUGGAUACGAUACUGUGUCGGUUGGCGGGAUGACCGUGACGCAUCAGGAGAUUGGUCUUGUCACGCAUGCAUCGUGGCACGGCGACGGAAUCAACACAGGUCUUAUGGGCCUUGCAUAUCCAGGCCUCACUAGCGUCCACGAUAGGAAGACUGGGGAUCAGGUCAUUUAUGACCCGUUAUUCUUCUCGGCCGUCAAACAAAGUGCGGUUCCUCAUCCUUACUUCUCUAUCGCACUUAACCGCGGCACAUUUUCCGCCAGGUCAAGUCCCACCUAUGAUCCGAAAUUGGGAUACUUGGGAUUCGGUGGUUACGUUCCAGUCCCCACAACCUAUCCCACCGUUACGGUUCCUGUUUUAGUUGAUACCCAAGGAACGCCCAAGUAUUUCUUCUGGACGGUCGAGAUCGACUCGUACAUCUUCCCGGGUUCAUCUGCCCUUAAGACCAGCUCCAACGCUACGAUUCUUGAUACGGGGACUACACUCAACUUCCUCCCCACCCAUAUCGCAAGGGCAUACAACUCCAAAUUCUCCCCACCGGCUACGUACGUGGCUAGCGACGGGGUAUAUUAUGUCCAUUGCAACGCAAAAGUUCCAGAGUUCUCGGUAAAAAUCGGGAGCAAGGCUUUCAGCAUUGAUGCAAGGGACCAGGUUGUUCCCACUGGAUCAAAGGAUGGGAACGGCGAGGAUAUUUGUAUAUCUGGUACUCAGGAUGGAGGUCCUGGAAACACGUUCGUCCUUGGGGAUGUGUUUCUCCAUAACGUCGUCUCUACAUACAACAUCCAUUCGAACCAAAUAACGCUUUCUCAGCGAGCCCCUUAUUGA
Messenger RNA from Cantharellus anzutake, 1038 nucleotides. Its product is annotated as aspartic peptidase domain-containing protein. Gene Ontology annotation, molecular function: aspartic-type endopeptidase activity. The transcript is spliced from 4 exons. Gene Ontology annotation, biological process: proteolysis. NCBI's taxonomy places the organism in Eukaryota, Fungi, Basidiomycota, Agaricomycetes, Cantharellales, Hydnaceae. The record is from RefSeq and is a predicted model, not a curated record. Gene Ontology annotation, cellular component: fungal-type vacuole. The annotation marks the transcript as partial.